This is a messenger RNA of Trichomonas vaginalis G3, 507 nucleotides long. Its product is annotated as C2 domain (calcium/lipid-binding domain, CaLB) family. The coding region runs from base 1 to 507 and encodes 168 amino acids. The transcript has a single exon. Lineage: Eukaryota; Parabasalia; Trichomonadida; Trichomonadidae. The record is from RefSeq and is a predicted model, not a curated record.
AUGCUCCGCAACACAUUCGGAUUUGCACAUGAUAAUGACUACAUGCCUCUCAUGAACGGAAACAAAGCGUACAUCCGUGUUGAGUCUGUCAACACUGGUGGUUUUCCUGUAUCAAACAAAACAUCCCUUAUUGCAUGUGUUGGUCCAAGAACAUCAUUCAUGAGACAUCAAGCAGAGUUUACACCAAAGACAUCUCCAUCAAAUACAUGGGAAUUCAAGUAUAAUGAUCCAUCUAAGUCAUCUUUUGUUUUCUGCCUUUUCAAGAAGCAUUUAUUCGGAGGUGAUGAAGAAAUUGGAGAGAUUGAACUCCGCCUCUCUGGAUUUGAACCAAAUACUGUUGUUCGCAGUGAAUUCACACUCAAAAGUCCAAACUCAAAAAUGGUUCCAGCCACUGCUAUCAUCAGUGUUCACCUUUGUGAAGAUGGAAGUUUCCCAUUCUGUGCUCCACUUGAUGGCAAGGUUCUUUCAAACCCAGAAAUCCAGCACUCAAAGACUUAUUUCAAAUAA